This is a messenger RNA of Funneliformis mosseae, 480 nucleotides long. The record is from the annotation of a GenBank genome assembly. NCBI's taxonomy places the organism in Eukaryota, Fungi, Glomeromycota, Glomeromycetes, Glomerales, Glomeraceae.
AUGAAACUCAAGAGAAAUCAAUCGGUAAUGAUAUUAUUGGUCGUACUAGUAACUCUUUUAAUCACAGUUAGUACAGCAAAUCCAAUAUCAUUAAAUAAACGACAAGGUCCUGGCGAAUCUAAAACUCCGCCUGCGCCAUCAGAUGGCAAGGCUCCGUCAGAUGGUAAGGCUCCCGAAACACCACCAUCAGACGGUAAGGCUCCCGAAACACCACCAUCAGACGGUAAGGCUCCCGAAACACCACCAUCAGAUGGAAAGAUACCCGAUACACCACCAUCAGGUGGAAAAACACCCGAGACUCCGCCGUCAGGUGGAAAGACACCCGAGACUCCGCCGUCAGAUGGAAAGACACCCGAGACUCCGCCAUCAGAUGGCAAGACUCCCAACGCACCUCCAUCAGAUGGAAAGACGCCCGAAACACCUCCGUCAAAUGGCAAAACUCCUGACACGCCAUCAGGUGGCAAGUCUCCCGCUCCAGAU